GGGAGGAGGGGGGGAGGCGAGGAACUCCCUCCUCGCUCCGCUUUCCCGCGGAAGUUUGGCGGCGUGAGGCCGCCGUAGACGGGUGAGCUGCUGAUUCCCGUCCGGGUGGAUGCAGUUGCCAUUGUGUGUGCGGGCGCCUCGAGCUCGUUCCGCGUCCCCCGCCCGGGCCCGGGCCGCCAUGAGUGAGAAGGGGGAGCUGGACCUGACCGGGGCCAAGCAGAACACGGGCAUGUGGCUGGUGAAGGUCCCCAAGUACUUGUCACAACAAUGGACUAAAGCUUCAGGAAGGGGUGAAGUAGGGAAGCUGAGGAUUGCCAAAAAUCAAGGAAGAACAGAAGUAUCAUUUACUUUGAAUGAAGAUCUUGCAAGUAUCAAUGAUAUUGGAGGAAAACCUGCUUCAGUCAGUGCACCCAGAGAACAUCCAUUUCUUUUGCAAAGUGUGGGAGGACAGACGUUAACAGUGUUUACAGAAAGCUCUGCAGAAAGCCAGCCAGAAGAAAAAUCUGAGAACAGCAAUGCUGAAAAGUCAUGA
Messenger RNA from Trachemys scripta elegans, 532 nucleotides. RefSeq names its product general transcription factor IIF subunit 2-like. Lineage: Eukaryota; Metazoa; Chordata; Testudines; Emydidae. The record is from RefSeq and is a predicted model, not a curated record. Gene Ontology annotation, cellular component: transcription factor TFIIF complex. The coding region runs from base 110 to 532 and encodes 140 amino acids. Gene Ontology annotation, biological process: transcription initiation at RNA polymerase II promoter; transcription by RNA polymerase II. The transcript has 6 exons.